CGACAAGAGGGCCUGAAGGGGGCUGGGACACCAACCCACCAACCCCAGGAGUCCGGGAUGGUCCUCAUCCCCGUGGAGCCCUUAGACCCUCCCGCGACUCGGAGGAUGGGCCGGAAACCUCUCUGCGGGUCCAUUUCCCAACUAGAGGGUUGCACCAUCCUGGGCCCUGACCGUUUACCCCGGGGGUGGCCGCGGAAGACUACUCCGCCCCUGCCAGCAGGGGGCGUGCCCGCCCCGCCCAGUCCUGCCCCCUGGCCGCUCCCCUGGUUCGCGCCUCCGCAGACUCCCGCUUUGCCUUUCUCCUGGGACAGAUCGGUCUGAGCCCCUUGGGGAAGCUUCCGGAGCGUAGCCUGGGCCCAGCCCACCGGCCCCGGCAGCCAUGGCGGGCACCCUGGACCUCGACAAGGGCUGCACAGUGGAGGAGUUGCUCCGCGGCUGCAUCGAAGCCUUUGAUGACUCCGGGAAGGUGCGGGACCCGCAGCUGGUACGCAUGUUCCUCAUGAUGCACCCCUGGUACAUCCCCUCCUCUCAGCUGGCUGCAAAACUGCUCCACAUCUACCAACAAUCCCGGAAGGACAACUCCAAUUCACUGCAGGUGAAAACUUGCCAUCUGGUCAGGUACUGGAUCUCAGCAUUCCCAGCAGAGUUCGACUUGAACCCAGAGUUGGCUGAGCAGAUCAAGGAGCUGAAGGCUCUGCUAGACCAAGAAGGAAACAGGCGGCACAGCAGCCUCAUCGACAUCGAGAGCGUCCCCACCUACAAGUGGAAGCGCCAGGUGACCCAGCGGAACCCCGUGGAACAGAAAAAGCGCAAGAUGUCCCUGUUGUUCGACCACCUGGAGCCCCUGGAGCUGGCGGAGCACCUCACCUACUUGGAGUAUCGCUCCUUCUGCAAGAUCCUGUUCCAGGACUACCACAGUUUCGUGACUCAUGGCUGCACCGUGGACAACCCCGUCCUAGAGCGAUUCAUCUCCCUCUUCAACAGUGUCUCGCAGUGGGUGCAGCUUAUGGUCCUCAGCAAGCCCACAGCUCCUCAGCGGGCGCUGGUCAUCACACAUUUCGUCCACGUGGCUGAGAAGCUGCUCCAGCUGCAGAACUUCAACACUCUGAUGGCGGUGGUUGGGGGCCUGAGCCACAGUUCCAUCUCCCGCCUCAAGGAGACCCACAAUCACGUUGGCCCUGAAACCAUCAAGCUCUGGGAAGGUCUGACGGAACUAGUGACAGCUACAGGCAACUACGGUAACUACCGGCGCCGGCUGGCAGCCUGCGUGGGCUUCCGCUUCCCCAUCCUGGGCGUCCACCUCAAGGACCUGGUGGCCCUGCAGCUGGCACUGCCUGACUGGCUGGACUCUGCUCGGACCCGGCUCAAUGGGGCCAAGAUGAAACAGCUUUUCAGCAUCCUGGAGGAGCUGGCCAUGGUGACCAGCCUGCGGCCUCCCGUGCAGGCCAACCCUGACUUGCUGAGCUUACUCACGGUAUCUCUGGAUCAGUAUCAGACGGAGGAUGAGCUGUACCAGCUGUCUCUGCAGCGGGAACCACGCUCCAAGUCCUCGCCAACUAGCCCUACCAGCUGCACCCCACCUCCCCGGCCCCCAGUGCUAGAGGAGUGGACUUCGGCCGCCAAGCCCAAGCUGGACCAGGCCCUUGUGGUGGAGCACAUAGAGAAGAUGGUGGAGUCUGUGUUCCGAAACUUUGAUGUCGAUGGGGACGGCCACAUCUCACAAGAAGAGUUCCAGAUCAUCCGCGGCAACUUCCCUUAUCUCAGCGCCUUUGGGGACCUGGACCAGAACCAGGCGGGUUCUAAGGCUCCAGUCCCUGCCCUCGGGAAGACAGAGGGAGACCUCACCUCUAAGCCCCUACUCCCAGCACGGUCUCCUCCUCUAUUGCAGAUCCUGGGCAUCUACAAGCAGGGCCUCAAAUGUCGAGCCUGUGGGGUGAACUGCCACAAGCAGUGCAAGGACCGCCUGUCAGUGGAGUGCCGUCGCAGGGCCCAGAGUGUGAGCCUGGAGGGCUCUGCACUCUCUCCCUCCCCGACGCACACCCACCACCGGGCCUUCAGCUUCUCCCUGCCUCGCCCUGGAAGGCGCGGCUCCCGGCCCCCAGAGAUCCGAGAGGAGGAGGUGCAGGCGGUGGAGGAUGGCGUAUUUGACAUCCACCUGUAAAGAUGCUGUGACUGUAUCAAGGACUCAUUCCUGCCUCGAGAAAAUAUUUGGACCAGAGCAGGGAGCCUGGGGUUCUGGGGCUUGGUGUGAGGGUGGCAUGUACUGAGGGCAGGAUGGGGACAGUGUCCCUAAGGUUGUACAGACUCUUGUGAAUAUUUGUAUUUCCAGAUGGAAUAAAAAGGCCCGUGUAAUUAA
This is a messenger RNA of Ictidomys tridecemlineatus (thirteen-lined ground squirrel), 2356 nucleotides long. Lineage: Eukaryota; Metazoa; Chordata; Mammalia; Rodentia; Sciuridae. The record is from RefSeq and is a predicted model, not a curated record.